Chiloscyllium plagiosum (whitespotted bambooshark) is the source of this 410-nucleotide messenger RNA. Lineage: Eukaryota; Metazoa; Chordata; Chondrichthyes; Orectolobiformes; Hemiscylliidae. The record is from RefSeq and is a predicted model, not a curated record.
GCAUCAUUAGCAUGGUAUACACACAGUCUGAGAUCCUACAGAGGGAAGUUUAUCUUUUUGAGCGCAUCGAGUCCACCAACCGUGAGACCAUGAAACACCUAAAAGCCAUCUGCUUUUUGCGGCCUACCAAGGCGAACGUUGAAUUUCUGAUCCAGGAACUGCGCAGACCCAAGUAUGGCCUGUAUUUUGUUUAUUUCAGCAACGUGAUUAGUAAGAGUGACAUCAAGAGCCUGGCAGAGGCAGAUGAGCAAGAAGUUGUUUCUGAAGUUCAGGAAUUUUAUGGAGAUUUCAUUGCUGUGAGUCCACAUGUGUUUUCCCUCAAUCUCACUGGUUGUGCUCAGGUGAGGAGACAGUGACUCUUAUAUAACUUCCAUGUGUCAUAUAUGUGAGCAAUGACUGCAACUGAGAAU